Colletotrichum spaethianum is the source of this 723-nucleotide messenger RNA. RefSeq names its product putative oxidoreductase. The transcript has 5 exons. Gene Ontology annotation, molecular function: oxidoreductase activity, acting on the CH-OH group of donors, NAD or NADP as acceptor. The record is from RefSeq and is a predicted model, not a curated record. NCBI's taxonomy places the organism in Eukaryota, Fungi, Ascomycota, Sordariomycetes, Glomerellales, Glomerellaceae. The coding region runs from base 1 to 723 and encodes 240 amino acids.
AUGCCUUCUUAUCUCGUGACUGGUGUAAACCGUGGCAUUGGUUGGGCGUUCCUCCGCAAGUUAUCCGACGACCCUAACAACAUCGUCGUUGGUACCGUUCGCGACAAGGAAUCUAUGGAAAAGAAAAUCGCUGAUGAGCUUGGGAGCCGAUCCAACAUUCACAUCAUGAAUGUUGAGCUUGGCAGUUUAGACAGCAUCAAGGUUACGAACACCAGAGCGGAAUCUCCUGAGGAGCUUGAGGAUGACCUCUUUAAAAGCUUCAAGGUCAAUGUCGUAGGCGUUAUCCACCUCUUUAACUUAUUCUUGCCCUUGGUUCUUAAGGGUGAUGUCAAAAAAGUCAUUAGCAUCAGCUCGGGUAUGGCUGACAUCGACAUGAUCAACCAAUACCAUGUUGACGUUGGCGCUCCGUACUCCAUCAGCAAAGGCGCAGUGAAUGUUGCCGUGAGCAAGUUCAACGCUCAGUAUGCUAAAGAUGGUGUUCUUUUUCUAAGCAUCUGCCCCGGAAUAGUUGACACGGGCCAUAAUGAGAACUUGGGUGAGCAGGAAAUGGAAGGCGUCACAAGGACUCUUGCCAAAUUCAACGAAUAUGCUCCAGGCGCCAAGCUUGCAACACCGGAGGAUGCUGUCAAUGACGUUUUGAGGGUCAUUUACGACUCUGGCCUUGAAAACGGAAGGGGGCAAGAGAUGGUUAUGAGAAAAGACACAACAGACUUGGUUCUAUGA